AUGAGCGCCCAAUCCACGCAAUGUGGUGCGGGUGGAAGCAGAAACUUGGCAGGCAACGUACCUACCUACGGAGGUGUGGACCUGGGUGGAGCUCGUGGUCCGAUGCCCAAUGGUGGGGAAGCCAUGAAUCGAGCUAUGGCUGAAGGCCAUGAUCUACUGAACGGUGUGGUGACUGGCCCGUUUGAAGGUCGCCAGGAACCACACGUGCCCGGUGGGUCAGGUCCGACGGGCUCGCUAUCAACUACUCGGCCGAUGGAAGCGGCCCCUGAACCAUCUUCGUCUGCAAGGCCACCUGCGGAUCCUGUUCCAAGAGCUACUGCGAGGAGUGCAGGAGGUCUGGAUGGGCCCCUUGGUGUGGAGAUGCCUACGAUGGUGGGAACCGGAACUGGCGCGACGGUGGAUUCCGGAACGGGUCAGCAGCCAGCGACAACUCCAGAGCAACAUGACAUCAGUACACCCCGACAGGAUGGUUUGCUGGCGGAAGGCAACGUGGGAGCCUAUGCAGGCCCAGUUGCAGCAGCAGUGCCCCAGUUGACGGAUCAAAGGAAUGCCUUGGUUGCAGCACUUCAGGCGGGGGCGGCAAGGAUGGUUCAGGAUGGUGUGGGGGACAGUCCUGGAGCUGUGUCUGUGGAGUCGGGAGAGAUGGUAGAGCACAAUGGGGAGCAGAUGGACCUACCGCUCUACGUGAACAGCAACCUCGUCUCCUGCAAGGACCCCUUGCCCAGCAAGAACAGCAACCUCGACUACUGCAGGGACUUUCCGGAACGCAUGAACAACAGCCCCGACUACCUGCAGGGAUCUCCCGUGAGCAUCCAGGCGGAGAAUGCGGAGCUUCGACAGCUCCUGGUGUCGAUGAUGGCACAGGCUUCGGACCUUCUGAACGAGGUGAACCUCAUCGGUCUUCGGACGCAGGUGCCGAACUUCCGCAGGGUCCUCCAGGUCUACCUGCCCAGGGGUGAUCUAGGUGGACGGCGAGGAGAGCAAGAUCGGUGGAUCAAUGAGCCAGCUGGAAGGCGUCUGAGUGGUGGUGGCCAGAGUGAUGCCACAGGAAAGCCCCAGAACCACCAGGAACAAAGCGCCAGCCUCGGCGCUCAGGCUGACGGUCACCGACAAGAUGAUGGGAGGGCCCAGCCGGCCCCAAUGGACCUUCUAGCGGAAGGAAUCAAGCAGCUUCAACAGCUGCAUCUACGACGAGACGGACAUGAUCCGGAACUUCUGAAGGGAAGCGUGGAGCUUCCCAAGCUCCCAGAGCCCUACCAGGACCAGAGCGCCAUUGCGUUCCUUGAGUGGAUCUACGAGGCGGGACAGGUCGGCUCGAUCACAGACCGGGCUGCGGGUUGGUGGAGUGUGAACGUGGAGUUAGCGAUGGAGGCUUACCACCGCUUCCAGGCCGAGGUCCCUCUCAAGAGACUCCAUGUGCAAGCCUCGGAAAGUUCUGAGGUGGAUCCGGAAAAGUGGGCGAGAUUGGAGCGGAGAGUGAUGACUUUGUUACUGUCGGCCAUGACUCCAACGAUCAAGGCGGAGAUCACGAUGCUACGGAUCAACCGUGUCAAGGAUUGCCUCUUCAAGUUGUACACCACUUUCGCCCCAGGAGGAGCGAGUGAGAGGGCAAGUUUGAUCCGGCAGCUUGAACACAUCAAGCCCGAGGGGAACAUCGUGGACUUGAUCACUUCCCUUCGGAAAUGGAAGAAGCUGACAGGACGGGCAGCCGAGAUGGGCGUUUCUUUGCCAGACGGUUCGGUUCUCCUGAUGGCUUUGGAGGGUGCGAUCAAGAAUGUAGCUGAAGGCAACAAGGAUGUGGCGUUCAAGUUGAAUAUGGCGAAGCAGGAGCUACGACUGCCCUACCAGCCUUCCUUGACUGCGGUUCUGACUUAUGCGGACCAUAUCCUUGCGGAGCUUCAGCAGGUGAUCCCCUUCAAUGCCAAGGAACAGGGCGCCAAGUUGAAGGGCAUGACCUCGGACCCCGCGUCUCCAACGUCAUCGGCGUCCUCACCUACAGGAAAGGGCCAAGGACAAAGGGCUCCUUGCAAGUUUUGGCUAUCGCCAGAGGGAUGCCGACGGGGAGCUGCCUGUAAGUUCAGCCAUGUGUUCGCCACCAAGGAGGAGAAGAAGGCGAGGUGCUGGACUUGUGGUUCAACAACACACCGGCAAGCUGAGUGCCCUACCAAGCAAGGGGGCAAGCGGUCGCAGAAGGGCGAGAAUGAGAAGAACAAGCAAGGACCUCCUGCUUUGAGUCCUCAAGUGGCAACUCUGACGGCGCCCUUGCCGUCUACAGCGACUCCGGUGACACCGACUACCGCGACCUCAACCUUGGAGCACCCAACGGCCCCACCAACGGAGAGAUCACCUUUGACCUCAGCUACUACCACGGUGGACCCAAUGGCUACUUCGAGUGGAUCCUCCUCGGCGGCCUCUACGGUGUUGUUUUCGGACCAAGCGGCAGGAGAGGUCCGGGAGCUAGCUGAGCAAUUCCUGUCGAAGAUCAAGAGGCUAGCCCCGAUGCAGGCGCAGACGGACGGGGCUGUGAUGAAUCUGGAGCUUCUCCUUCGAUCCCAAGGACUUGGUGAGAGCCAUGGGAUGGCCCUCCUGGACAGUGGUGCUUCACAUGCUUAUCGAGCUCCCCGUUCCAAGGAGGAAGCAUCUACCGCUCGCAGGGUCAGGGUGCAGCUGGCCGAUGGCAAGACAGUCUACCUCCGCCAGAACAAAGGAGGAACCCUUCUUUCGGAGGAGGUCCAUGGAAUACUGCCCACGAAGUUGGUGGGAGACACACCUGUGCUGCGUGAAGCUCAAGCACUCCAACUCAUCGCCGACUUGGAACAGGUGGAACUGGGAAAACUCGAGAAGCAGACGGAAGAGGGUGUGCUGAAGAUGAUCACGCAGGAUGAGGAGGCGGUCACCACGUGGAUAGAUCAUGCCGAGGAGUUUGUCGAGACUGGCGAACGGGCCAGCUUGAGGCGCAUGCUGUUGGACCCUGAAGCACCUCUGCAAGCUCCGUUGGAAGAGGACAUCACAGCCCUCCUUGGCGUGGAUGACAAGCUCCUACUUUCGGACGAUGCGGGCGCGUUCUACUUGAAGGCGCUUCCUUGGAACCGUACGAUGAGAAAGAGGUUGCUCAGGACCCGGUGGAUAGUGCAUCUCUACAAUGGAGAUGAGCAAGGCGCUGAGUUUGCCAGGGCAGAGUCUGAUGAUGUCACUGUGGUUCGGAUGGAUAUCCGGAACAACAAGGCCUUCGACCUCCGUACCUACACACCGGCCGUUCGGGCCCUAAUGUGGGCAGCGGCGAGGGGACAGAUUGAAGGAGUGAUUGGAGGACCACCUCGUGGCUCAGAGUCAGGCUCGAUGCUUUUCCGCAGGAUGAUGCUGCUUUGGCUGGUGGCGCACACCGGGGCAACCAAGGAGUGUUUGUGCUCCCCUUUCUUCAUGAUGGAGGCGCCAACCUGGCAUCCGGUUUGGACCAGUUUCUCCUGGACCCGGUUCAAGGAUGAGUUCCGCUACUUUCGCUACCAUGCUGUUGCUUCCGGGAAUGGGGUGUACUUCUUGGCAGGGACGCUCCCGAUUUCAGAUGGCUUGAAUGUGGAGGAGAGUGAAAUCCCGCGGCUCAACUACCCCUCACCGGAAUCGAGCUGGCCCCCUGAGCUGAAGGUCGGUUUGGCGGAAGCAAUGGUUAAGUGGAAGAAUGGAAGCCGACGACGUCAAGAAGCAAUGAUGUGUAAGAUCGCCGGGCCCAAGGAGAUGAAUGCACGGGACCUAGCCUACUGGGAGAAGCAUGUGGCCCACGGACAUGUUCCUUAUGACCGAAGAUGUAGGACUUGCGUCCGGGCGGCAGCAACGGGCCGUGCUCAUCGGCGAUGUGUGGCCCCGUCGGCCUACACCCUGGGCAUCGAUACUGCUGGUCCCUUUAGGACAAGGGGAGAAACAGCUGGUGAGAAGGGACUGAGGUACCUGCUGAUUGGUGCCUAUUCCCAUCCCCGCUUGGAACCGGCAAAGGACGCGGACCUACCUGAGGAUGAGGAGGAGGUGCCGAUUGAGGCUGAGAUCGACCCCUUCGAAGAGGACCGUGGAGAUGUGGAGCAACCUGAUGAGGAGGAGGACGACGAGCAGAAGGCAAUGAACGAACGUUUUAAAGCCCUCUAUAAGGACAUCGGCGACGAUAUUGACUACCAGACCCUUCCCUUCGUCGUUCCAAUGAAAACUCGCACAGCGAAGGAAGUGCGGGCCCGGAUCCAGCAGAUCUACCUACAGCUACGACAGCAAGGACUCCCUUUGGUGCGCAUCCACAGUGAUCGUGGACUUGAGUUGAUGGCCAAGGAAACAAGGGAGUGGAUGGCUAGUCGGGACAUCCUGGCAACGACUGGGGAGAGUCAACAACCCCAACAGAAUGGCCGAGCAGAGGCGAUGGUCAGAGUCGUCAAGAACCGUGUGAAGCUUCUGUUGAGGGCGGCUUCCUUGCCUAUGUCCUGUUGGCCCCUUGCUGCGGAGUUCCAUGCCAAGCGACAGCGAGACUUGGCUUUGGGUGAUCGCUCCGAUGCGGCGCUGCCGUUUGGGGCGCCAGUUCACGUGAAACACAAGAGGUUCGGGCAGGGUGGCCGGUACGACCUUGCUGAACGAUGGCGGUCUGGCACCUUCGUUGGAUAUUCGGGAGACGUCCGUGAAGGACGUGUGGUGCGGCAUGGCGAUGGGAGCUACACGACGGCCGUGCACAUCAAGCCGUACCUCAUCGACUCCGACGACCUGGUGAACCAUGGUCCCUUUGAGAUGGAAGUUGAAGACCCGGUGCGCCGAGUCAGGGGCAAGACCUCGUUGGCCCAGCUCCUUUCAGAUCCCACUACGGACGUUGAUCGCAAGGCCAAGGAGCUUAUGGAGGCGGAGCUCUAUGGAGUGGAGAACUUGGUGGAACUAUGGGAGACCCUGAAGGCGCAGGUAUACCGGCGCCUUGUCAUUGCGGGCACGGAAUUGCAUGUUUUGGCAGCAGGUACUGAUGACACCCAGGUUACCCUGCUUAGCAAGUUUUCCCUCUGCACAACAAAAAGAGCAAAGACGGAUCAGUACCCAGUGCAUCUGGCAGAGCUUGCCGCAAUCGGCGAGUCCUCGGCUGAGUGCAGCUUCUCUGCGGGGAGUUGA
This is a messenger RNA of Symbiodinium sp. CCMP2592, 5121 nucleotides long. Lineage: Eukaryota; Dinophyceae; Suessiales; Symbiodiniaceae. The record is from the annotation of a GenBank genome assembly.